Molecule: messenger RNA, 570 nt
Organism: Eucalyptus grandis
Lineage: Eukaryota; Viridiplantae; Streptophyta; Magnoliopsida; Myrtales; Myrtaceae
Exons: 1
Coding region: 1-570 (189 amino acids)
Source: RefSeq, a predicted model, not a curated record
AUGUCGAAGCCCGACCAUGAGUCCCUGAGCCACGAGGAGGCGAAGCGCAAUAAGAGGAUGAAGUGGACGAUCGGCAUCACUGCCUUCGUCAUCUUUCAGGUCGUCGUGGCCGUCUUCUUCGUCCUAGUCAUCAUGAAGUUCAAGUCCCCCAAGUUCAGGGUCGGCGAGUUCGACGUCCAGACCUUGAACGUCGGGACUCAGGCCUCGCCCUCGUUCGACAUGAGCUUCGUUGCUCCCAUCCGGAUCAAGAAUACCAACUGGGGUCCCUUCAAGUACGAUGCGACUACGGUGAGCUUCAUUUACGGAGGCGUUCAGGUAGGGCAAGCAACGAUUCCAAAGAGCAAGGCCAACUUCAAGUCCACCAAGAAGAUCGAUGUGAACGUGAGCUUGAGCUCCACUAGCAGUUCGAAUCUAGGGAGCUCGGAACUCAUAACGUUGAACAGCCAAGGCGAGCUCAAAGGGAAGGUGACAGUUAUGUUCAUGUUCAAGAAGACGAAGGUGUCCCAGAUGAAUUGCACCAUGGCUGUCAAUACAACAACAAAGGCAGUCCAGUCCCUGUCAUGUAAAUAA